Gavialis gangeticus (Gharial) is the source of this 3434-nucleotide messenger RNA. RefSeq names its product vertebrae development associated (gene VRTN). Gene Ontology annotation, cellular component: chromatin. The transcript is spliced from 2 exons. Gene Ontology annotation, biological process: regulation of transcription by RNA polymerase II. The record is from RefSeq and is a predicted model, not a curated record. Lineage: Eukaryota; Metazoa; Chordata; Crocodylia; Gavialidae. Bases 48 to 2084 code for a protein of 678 amino acids.
CCAGGAGUAGCUGGUGUGAGCUCCAGGGCUCUGCCCAACAAGCGAGGAUGAUCCAGCGGCACCAGCUGGUGCAGUCGGUGCUGCAGGAGCUGCAGGAGGCCACUGAAUGCUUUGGCCUGGAGGGUCUAACCAGUGCUGUGCUAGAGGCAGAGAGAACCCUGUCCUCCUUCUCUCUGCCCAGCUACCAUGGGAGGCAGCUCCAGGAAGAGCUAGAAGUUGACCGAGUAGCUAGAAGCCUCUAUCCAGAGGAUGCUCCCAGCAACAUGCUGCCUCUGGUUUGCAAGGGUGAGGGGAACCGCCUGUUUGAGGCUGCCAGUGUGCUCUUGUGGGGGAACCCCAGCCUGAGCCUGGAGCUGCAGGUGCGCACAGUCGUGGAGAUGUUACUCCACAAGCAAUACUACCUGAAUGGCAUGAUUGACUCCAAGGUGAUGCUACAGGCUGCCCGUUACUCACUGUGCACGGAGGAGUCCCCAGAGAUGACCAGCCUACCCAUGGCCAUCCUUGAGGCCAUCUUUGAUGCAGACAUCAAGGCCACUUGUUUUCCUGGCACCUUUGCCAACAUGUGGCAUGUGUAUGCCUUGGCCUCAGUGCUGCAGUGUAACAUCUACUCCAUUUACCCCAUGAGCAACCUGAAGAUCCGGCCAUACUUCAAUCGCCUCAUCCGGCCCAGGAAGUGCGGCCCGCAGACGUCCACGCUCCACAUCAUGUGGUCAGGACAGCAGCUCUCCAAGCAGGUCUUCAAAGCCCAGUACUUUGUGGCUGUAGUAGGCCUGGAGGAGCUGGAACCCACAAGCCCCUCUCCAGAGCCUCCAAUCCAGCCAGUGAAGACUCUGGAGCUGCUGAACAGUGACCCCCAGCUGACCUACUCUAACCUGCGUGACCGAUACAGCAUUACCAAAAGCACCUUUUACCGAUGGAAGCGCCAGUCUCGGGAACACCGGCAGAAAGCAGCCACCCGAUUUGCUGCCAAACACUUCCUGCAGUCGUGUUUCCAAGAGGGCAAUGUAAUUCCCUUGCAGCACUUCCGACAAAUGUUCCCAGAAAUCUCCCGCUCCACUUACUAUGCCUGGAAGCAUGAGAUGCAGACCUUGGCCAAUGGCGACACCUCUGCUUCUGCUGAAGCCACGGUGUCAUGGGAGCCUCCUGGAGAUGAUCUAAAAAAGGCCCACAUGGACGUGAAUGAUGUAGCAAACGUGGAGGGUGGCCUAAGGCCGAAGAGCCCUCCCACAGAUCCCAACCAAGCAGGGAUUUUCAUGCAAGGAGCUAAGUCAUACCUGGAGAAAUGCAUUUCCAUGAACACUCUGGUGCCCUACAGGUGCUUCAAGCGCAGCUUCCCUGGCAUCUCCAGGUCCACUUACUACAACUGGCGGAGAAAAGCCAUUAAGGAGAAUCCUAACUUUAAGCCCUCCCAGUCUCCCUCUGUCAGUCAGAAGCCCCUUGUGAAAACAAAGCCACAUCAGCCAGUCAAGCUGGAAAAUCUGUCUGGCAGGAAGAGACUGAAUGGACACCACCCAGAGCCCAGGAGCCUCCUCCAGCUGAAGACCUCUCUCUACAACUGGAAAAAGCAACUUCGAGACAUGGCGAAGAGGCAUGUCCGGCAAAGACGGCUACCUUUUGGCAGGUUCCGCCUGCGCUACCCCAGCCUCUCCUCCACAGCCUACUGGUUCUGGAAGAGAAGUGGCUGGCAGCUGAACAAGCAUCACUUGCCCUGGACCAGCUCAUCCCAGCAGCUGAGCCAGGUCAUCUCUGAAGGGCCUGGAAAAGCAGAGCCUAGGAUUAAGCCGCAAUUCAAAAUGGAAACAGGUGUGAAGCGUGUAGAGAAGCCAGCAUCUGUCACCCCCUAUAAUGCCACUAUCUCAGGCUACACCAUGUCAGAGAGAGCAAACAGCCGCAUGUUUGUGAUGGAUGUGAUUGCCACUGCCCAGUUCAAAGCUCAGGCCAAACUGUUCCUGCAGCAGCGCUUUGAGUCGAAGACCUUCCCCACCUACAAAGAGUUCAGUGCCCGUUUCCCCCUCACAGCACGUUCCACCUACUACAUGUGGAAGCGUGCCUUGCAUGAUGGACUGACACUGGUGGAUGCCUAAGGGCUGUCUUCCUACCAGGCUAGCCCAGGGCUCCCUGCUGGCUUCUGCUCUUGACUCUGUAGCUGGGACAGUGGGGUCACUGAGCCAUUAGCCAGCUCAACCUAUUUCAUGUUUACGUUUUAUUAUUAAUUAAUCUUGUUUUAUGUUGUUUUUUUUCCUUUCUCAUUUUUGUUUCAGUCAGGUCUCAGGAUGUGGGGGCCAUGCCUGUAAAAUCUCACUCCCUGCAGAUAGCAAGAGUGAAACAGGGUCUCUGGGUUUGUUUUUUCUUUUUUUGUGUUUGGUUUUGUUUUGGCUGCUGAAAAUGUCUCCCAGAAGAAAGAAGGAGAAUGGAGUUUGUUUUCUCCUGAUGCUAUGGGGGAGAGGGAAGUACACUUGAAAAGGCCCCAUGUUCCUUAAAGUAUCACUCAUGAGUAAGUGCUCCUUGUACAUGGACUGGCCACGGGGUUAUAGCUGCAGAGUUCCUUUCUAAACAUUAUAUGCAGGAUUUAGGGUCUUACCUGUUCCUAGCCCCUGUAAAACCAGAAAUCUGUCUUCCUGAUGACCAGAUCCCUUUGGACAGGAGGAGAGGUACGCUGCACCAGGUACAGAGGUACCCAGCUGUCUCUGUCACUGACUGCAAGCAGAAUACCUUUGACCAGACUGCAAAAGGGUGAUGUGGAUGCCAUCUCAGACACCAUGCACUGAAAGGAAGGGCAUGAGCAAAUCUCAGGAAGGACUAACAGCAGCCUGCCUUCCUGCCCUGGUAUUAUGUCCUCUUGGUUCAGGAGGGAUGGACUUUAGCUUGAGGGGCAAUAGUGACCAGAGCUGGAGGGGUUGGGGGAGCACUAUAUUUUGUGGUUUUUAGGUCAGCGAGUUCUUGUUUCUGGUUUUGCUGAUCUGUUCUUGUUCUGCUUGUAGUUGUGGAAGAUGAGGCUUCCUAGUGCUCCUUACUUGGAGCAGAGAUCUGUUCAUAUUUCAGUAAUCAGGAAGGAUUGCAGCUAUGUAGAUAGGGGCCUAAUGGACUUGUGCUAUCCAAGCCUGUGUCUUUCAGGCUCUGCAGACAAGUGACAUCCCUGAAUUGUCUUCUCUUAACUACAUGCUCUCUCCCAGUGGAUGCAUGCCUUUUUGUAUUCUUGACAAGUACCACUUUCACAAGGAAGGCUAGCCAGAUGUCCCAACUGCUGCAGUGGGGUGGAGAGACAGUACCCUUGGCCUAAAUGAGAAGGGUGAACUCUACUUCCAGCAUAUCUUGCUCUGUGAAUGUGGGAAAUGUCUCCAUAUGGCUGAGCUGCAGAGCCAUGGCUAUAGUGAAGGUGAAUGUGCAUGUGUGACUUAUAGGAACGUAAAGCAAUAAAGGCCCAUCCAUUCCCA